GAGGCGAGCGAGUGAGUUGGUGGAUGAGCGGGGGGUCCGUCGAGUUGGUGGCAAGUCAAGGUAGAAUGAAUCAAUCGAGGAUUUAACGACGAAUCAGCAUCAUCGUUGCCUCCACUUGAAUUCCAUUCUACGAUUACCACAAUUUCUCUCUGACCAACUCCUCCCACUCGUCUCUCACUCAUCUCAUCAUGUCUGCAUCGCCUGAACCUCAGGGUGGUGGGCCGCCAGGCGGAUCACCGGGAGACUUCCUGAAGAACAUUGUGGGCAAGAGGGUGAAGGUCAGGAUCGGAAAUGGAAUAGACUACCAUGGCCUUUUGACAUGCCUGGAUGGAUACAUGAACGUCGCAUUGGAGGAUACUGAAGAGUGGAGCAAGGGCAAAGUCACGGCGAGAUAUGGGGACUGCUUUCUGAGAGGGAACAACGUGCUGUACAUUUCCGCAUUAGAGGAGAUAUGAAAACAUACGGUGAUCGCGCAGACCUCCCAAGCCGGGCGGAAUAGUGUGUAUGGAACGACUUCGAUA
This is a messenger RNA of Kockovaella imperatae, 521 nucleotides long. RefSeq lists its product as hypothetical. Gene Ontology annotation, molecular function: RNA binding. The transcript is spliced from 3 exons. The coding region runs from base 189 to 455 and encodes 88 amino acids. The record is from RefSeq and is a predicted model, not a curated record. Lineage: Eukaryota; Fungi; Basidiomycota; Tremellomycetes; Tremellales; Cuniculitremaceae. Gene Ontology annotation, cellular component: nucleolus; sno(s)RNA-containing ribonucleoprotein complex; U4/U6 x U5 tri-snRNP complex. Gene Ontology annotation, biological process: maturation of SSU-rRNA; mRNA splicing, via spliceosome.